Nestor notabilis (Kea) is the source of this 645-nucleotide messenger RNA. RefSeq names its product thioredoxin domain containing 15 (gene TXNDC15). The annotation marks the transcript as partial. The transcript has 4 exons. The record is from RefSeq and is a predicted model, not a curated record. Gene Ontology annotation, cellular component: cilium. Gene Ontology annotation, biological process: cilium assembly. Lineage: Eukaryota; Metazoa; Chordata; Aves; Psittaciformes; Psittacidae.
CCCCGGGAGCAGGCCGUGCUGGAGACGGUGCCGCCUGCGCCUGCCGAGGAGCCCAACAGCACCGACAGCGCCAAGGCUCCCAAAGUGAACUGCGAGGAGAGGAACACGACCGGCACGGAGCGCCUAACGCUGCAGAUCCUGAACGUGUCGCAGGACCUGAUGGAGUUCCUAAACCCGAACAGCAGUGACUGCACGUUGGUCUUGUUCUACACACCGUGGUGCCGCUUUUCAGCCAGCCUGGCACCUCAUUUUAAUUCUUUACCUCGAGCGUUUCCAACUCUUCGCUUCCUGGCACUGGAUGCAUCUCAGCACAGCAGUUUAUCAACGAGAUUUGGAACUGUGGCUGUACCCAAUAUCCUCCUUUUCCAAGGUGCUAAGCCUAUGGCUAGAUUUAAUCAUACAGACAGGACACUGGAAACACUGAAAGACUUCAUUUUUAAUCAAACAGGUAUAGAAGCGAAAAGCGAUGUUGCUGUGACCAAGGAGGACUGGGAAGGGCCCCUGCCCAGUGUUCUGACAAAGGGCAUAGACUGGCUGCUCCUGUUCUCACUGCUCUUCCUGGCCAGCUUUGUCCUGUAUGCCACCGUGCGCACGGAGAGCAUUCGGUGGCUUAUUCCGGGACAAGAACACGAACAUCAGGAAUAA